AAGUAUGCUUGAAGUGAACAUAUAUGCAUAUCGAGAAACAAGAAAUUAAAGAAAGCUUAGAGAGGGAAAGAUAGAUAGAUGGAGGUCCAAAGGCCACAUGCCGUCUGCAUUCCCUAUCCAGCUCAAGGCCACAUAUCCGCCAUGCUCAAGCUAGCCAAGCUUCUUCAUCACAGAGGCUUUCACAUUACCUAUGUUCUCACUCAACUCAACUAUACCCACAUCAUGAAAGCCAGAAACUUCCUCCCUCUCACCCAAUCACCCACUUUCCGUUUCGAAACCAUCCCCGACGGCCUUCCCUCACGGGAAAAUCCCGACACCGCUCUCGACGUGGCCGACCUCUGCUUCUCCACGGCCAAGAAUUGCUAUGCUCCGUUCAUGGAGCUGAUUCAUAGGCUGAACAGAUCGUCAGAUGUUCCUCCAGUUUCUUGUGUUGUUUCUGAUACUUUUGUGGCGUUCACUGUUGGGGUUGCCCAGGAGCUCGGUAUUCCGGUAGUAUUGUUUUGGCCGAUUAGCGCCGUCGCCAGUUUGAUGCACAUAUAUUCUUCUGACCUCCGUGACAAGAUUUCCAAAAACAAAGAUGCCAAUUUUGGUGACUAUAUUAUUGAUUGGAUCCCUGGAGUCGAAAGUAUUCCCUUGAGUGAUAUCCCAACCACAGCUUGGUCCACAGAUCCAAAUGACCCCUUCAUUGACUAUAUCAUUUCUGAAGUAGCUUCAAAAAGCUACAAAGCUUCAGCUCUCAUCUUUCACACAUUUGAUGAGUUAGAGCCCGAGGUGUGCAAGACAUUGUCCUCUAUGUUCCAUCGGGUCUACACUAUCGGCCCCAUCCCAAUGCUUCUCCACGGAUUACCAGAGAGUGAUGAAAUCGACAAAAUCGAAUGUAAUCUAUGGAAAGAAGAUUCCACUUGUAUUCAAUGGCUGGAUACUAAAAUCCCAAAAUCAGUAGUUUAUGUGAACUUUGGGAGUAUGACAGUUACCGACCCAGAAAAGUUGGUCGAGUUUGCAAUGGGACUGAGUAAAAGCAUGCAGAAUUUUUUGUGGAUUAUCCGCCCAGAACUCAUAUCUGGCGACUGGUCCACAAUUCUCCCUCCCGAGUUCAUGGAUGCGGUCAAGGACAGAGGCUAUAUAGUCAACUGGUGCGAUCAAGAACAAGUACUAAACCACCCUUCUGUCGGAGGAUUCUUGACCCAUUGCGGGUGGAAUUCUAUGGUGGAGAGUAUGAGCGCUGGAAUGGCGAUGGUCUGUUGGUCGUUUUUCGCCGACCAACCGAUAAACCGCUAUUGUUGUUGCUCGCAAUGGAGGCUCGGUUUGGAGAUAGAGAAUGAUGUGAAGAGAGAGAACGUUGAGAGUGUGGUGAGAGAGUUGAUGGAAGGAGAGAAUGGUAGAGAGGUGAAGAAGAAGGCAUUGUUUUGGAAGGAAAGAGCUGAGGUGGCUACUAGUGUUGGAGGCUCAUCAUUUCUAAAUUUGGAUAAGUUGAUUGGGGAAGUACUACUCAGUGGUGGACAACAUUUUCCAAAUGGUGUAUAAUAUAAUGGAAAAUUGUGAAGAUAUAUUUGUAUUUGUGGGCAAGUUAAUUAUGUAUCAAUACAGUGUAUCACUAUAUAUUUAUUUUUGAAAUAAGGGAAUAUGAUUGUAUUGCAACA
Ipomoea nil (Japanese morning glory) is the source of this 1640-nucleotide messenger RNA. Its product is annotated as 7-deoxyloganetin glucosyltransferase-like. The transcript is spliced from 2 exons. Gene Ontology annotation, molecular function: UDP-glycosyltransferase activity. Lineage: Eukaryota; Viridiplantae; Streptophyta; Magnoliopsida; Solanales; Convolvulaceae. The record is from RefSeq and is a predicted model, not a curated record. The coding region runs from base 79 to 1524 and encodes 481 amino acids.